Molecule: messenger RNA, 628 nt
Organism: Gavialis gangeticus (Gharial)
Lineage: Eukaryota; Metazoa; Chordata; Crocodylia; Gavialidae
Product: cytochrome c
Exons: 3
Coding region: 30-347 (105 amino acids)
Biological process (GO): mitochondrial electron transport, cytochrome c to oxygen; mitochondrial electron transport, ubiquinol to cytochrome c
Cellular component (GO): mitochondrial intermembrane space
Molecular function (GO): heme binding; electron transfer activity
Source: RefSeq, a predicted model, not a curated record
GGCAGCUCUAGGGGCCGGCAGCAUCGAGCAUGGGGGAUGUAGAGAAAGGCAAGAAGAUCUUUGUGCAGAAGUGUGCGCAGUGCCAUACUGUGGAGAAGGGCGGCAAGCACAAAACUGGGCCCAACCUGCACGGCCUGUUCGGGCGCAAGACUGGGCAGGCACCCGGCUUCUCCUACACGGAGGCCAACAAGAACAAAGGUAUUACCUGGGAUGAGGACACCCUGAUGGAGUACCUGGAAAACCCCAAGAAGUACAUCCCAGGGACAAAGAUGAUCUUUGCUGGCAUUAAGAAGAAGCCGGAGAGGGCAGACUUGAUAGCAUACCUGAAAGAUGCCACUGCUAACUAAUUGUGACCUGCUGCCUUAUUUAUUUCACAAGGGAGGUGGAAAUGAAAGUGUCUCCCAGAUUUGGGUUUUUAAACUUUCUAUUUUUACAUGUACUGUGUUUAACUUUGCAUCUGUCUCAUCAGCCAGUUCAUGUGGCUCAUGAGGGUGGUUGGAGUACACACUUGUUUGGCAGUUGUUACUUCAGGCAGUGCAUGUAAACUGAAUUGGGCUUGAAUGAGUACAAUCAUGUUCUAUGUGUUUGUAGUCAUUCUGGAUAAUGCAAUUAAAAAACAAAAAUCUCA